CUGAGGGAAGCCAUGCCCUACCACAGAGUCCUUCGCCUGGUCCUGCUAACACUGUGCGGCAUCCUGGUCCCUGCUGUGCUGGCAGGCUCGCUGGGGCCCGGAGCGAUCAGUGCCAUUGUCAUCGCCUCCCUCCUGGGUACGUCUGUGCUCGUGGCCUUGGUUGUCAUCACGCUGAGAAAGUUCUCGGCCUCCUGA
Molecule: messenger RNA, 195 nt
Organism: Apaloderma vittatum (bar-tailed trogon)
Lineage: Eukaryota; Metazoa; Chordata; Aves; Trogoniformes; Trogonidae
Gene: SNORC
Product: chromosome unknown open reading frame, human C2orf82
Exons: 2
Coding region: 13-195 (60 amino acids)
Biological process (GO): cartilage development
Cellular component (GO): cell periphery
Source: RefSeq, a predicted model, not a curated record